Messenger RNA from Penicillium taxi, 324 nucleotides. Its product is annotated as CENP-S family protein. The record is from RefSeq and is a predicted model, not a curated record. The coding region runs from base 1 to 324 and encodes 107 amino acids. Gene Ontology annotation, molecular function: chromatin binding; protein heterodimerization activity. Gene Ontology annotation, biological process: replication fork processing; resolution of meiotic recombination intermediates. Lineage: Eukaryota; Fungi; Ascomycota; Eurotiomycetes; Eurotiales; Aspergillaceae. Gene Ontology annotation, cellular component: Fanconi anaemia nuclear complex; FANCM-MHF complex. The transcript is spliced from 4 exons.
AUGCCUCUGCCGGACGAGAAAAGCCUUGAGGAAGAGCGGUUGAAAGCCGAACUGUGGCGCGUUGUCACCGACAUUACAGAUGAAGAGACCGUUAAAUUUGGCAUAAGUACAACUCCUCAGUUUAUCUCGGCCCUGACAGAGCUUGUUUGGAUACAGCUUGAGACAGCGAGUAUCGAUAUUGAAUCAUUUGCCAAACAUGCUGGGCGGUCUAAAGUGAAUAUCUCUGAUGUGAUGAUGCUGGGUCGUCGCAACGAAGGAGUCAAUGCUAUCCUCCGCGCAUAUAUUGAAUCUCGAGAAAACAAUCAAGAGAAAGAAGCCUCUUAA